AUGGCGCCCGCAGCCACCGAUACACAGUGGUCGGUCGACUAUGACACCCUGCGACGGGAGAAUCUUUUCAAGAAUCCCCCUGCAGAUCACACAGCCUACCCUUCGUUGGCCGAGUCUAUCCGGCCGCAUAUCGAUUCUUUCAAUGCUCUCUUUGAGGAUAGCAAGAUCUUAGACGCAGGAUUGAGAGACAUCGGUAUCAAGACAUUCCUCGAUGGAGAGCUUGAGACCUAUGAGCAGAAGAAGGCUCGCGAAGCCGAGGGCCUUCGCCCACCCAAGCGGAAUCGCUUGAACGUCCGCGUCCGUGAAAUCUUCCUCGACAAGCCCACUCUGCCACCAACCAACAAGUACACAACCCGCAACCGUGAAAUCUACCCCUCAGAAUGCAGAGAGCGCCAUGCGACAUACCGUGGCAAGCUUCGCGCUCGUCUCGAGUACCAGGUCAACAACGGAGACUGGCAGGAGUCUGUCCGCGAGCUCGGUAACGUCCCUAUCAUGGUGCGCACCAACCGGUGUCACCUUGAGAACGCGUCUCCCGACGAGCUCGUGCGACACAAGGAAGAGUCCGAGGAGCUGGGUGGUUUCUACAUCGUGAACGGUAACGAGAAGCUGAUUCGUAUGCUGAUCGUCGGCAAGCGCAAUUACCCCAUGUCAAUCAUUCGUGGUUCCUUCGUAAAGCGUGGCCAGACUUACACCAAGUUCGGUGUUCAGAUUCGCUCAGUCCGUCCUGAUCAAACAUCGCAGACCAACGUGCUGCAUUAUCUCUCUGAUGGAAACGUCACCUUCCGUUUCUCAUGGCGCAAGAAUGAAUACCUUAUCCCCGUGAUGAUGAUCCUCAAGGCUCUUGCUGAGACCAACGACCGUGAAAUCUUCGAGUCGAUUGUUGGUGGUGUCGCUUCCAAAGGUCUGGACAACACCUUCGUCACAGACCGUGUUGAGCUCCUGUUGAGAACCUACCAGGCCUACCAGAAGCACAGUCAGCACGAUUGCCGAGCCCACCUGGGCAAGGCUUUCCGACCCGUGCUCGGUGUCCCCGCUGACAUGCCCGAUGAGGAAGUUGGCACUGAGUUCCUCCGUAAGGUCGUUCUCCCUCAUCUUGGAAACGAGAAUGUCACCGAGUCUCAAGAUUGGGACAAGUUCAAGAUGAUCACUUUCAUGAUCCGGAAGUUGUAUUCCACCGUCGCAGGAGAUUGUGCUCCUGACAACCCAGAUGCCGUCUCCAAUCAGGAAAUUCUGCUUGGUGGCUUCCUAUACGGAAUGAUCCUCAAGGAACGUAUUGAGGAAUGGCUUCGAUCAUUUGGCCCCAUUGCCCGGGACUGGUCCAUUCGCAACAAUGGCGCCAAGUUUACCGACGAGUCAUUUGAUCGGGACUUCUUGUCCAAGAUCGUCAAAAGGUCGAACGAGAACAUCGGUAAUGCCCUUGAAUACUUCCUCUCCACUGGUAACCUGGUCAGUCCUACGGGUCUUGAUUUGCAACAAACUUCCGGUUACACCGUCAUCGCUGAAAAGAUCAACUUCUACCGAUUCAUCAGUCACUUCCGCAUGAUUCACCGUGGUAGUUUCUUCGCCCAAUUGAAGACUACCACUGUUCGUAAGCUGCUUCCAGAAAGUUGGGGAUUCCUUUGCCCUGUGCACACUCCUGAUGGAUCGCCUUGCGGUCUGCUCAAUCACUUGUCACACAAGUGUUUGAUCUCUACGGAUAACCUGGAUGUUUCCCACCUCCCUCGGAUUUUGGUCCAACUUGGUGUUCGGUCCGAGUCCUCUGUGGCGAUUGACGAGAGCGUUGUCGUCCAACUUGAUGGUAGAAUUGUCGGUUACUGCUCGCCCAAGCAGGCGCAAAGAAUCGCCGAUACCAUUCGUUUCUGGAAGGUCGAGGGCAAGAACAAUAUUCCUCGCGAGUUGGAAAUCGGAUAUAUUCCUAACUCCAGUGGCGGUCAAUACCCCGGUAUCUACAUGUUCUCUCAAUCAGCGAGAAUGUACCGCCCUGUCAAGUAUUUGCCAUCUGAUAAGCUCGAUUACGUGGGACCCUUCGAGCAGCCCUUCAUGGAGAUUGCUUGCGUGGAGUCUGACCUGAUUCCUGGUCUCUCGACACACAUUGAGUUCACCCCCACGAACAUCCUUUCCAUCGUCGCCAACAUGACCCCCUUCUCCGAUUACAACCAAUCUCCGCGUAACAUGUACCAGUGCCAGAUGAGCAAACAAACCAUGGGUACACCGGGUACAUCAAUCGCGUACCGUACAGAUAACAAGUUGUACCGUAUUCAAACCGGUCAAACGCCAAUUGUUCGCCCACCGCUCUACAAUGCCUAUGGUCUGGACAACUUCCCCAACGGUAUGAACGCAGUGGUGGCCAUCAUCUCCUACACCGGUUACGAUAUGGACGACGCUAUGAUUAUCAACAAGUCCUCCCACGAACGUGGAUUCGGUCACGGUACAGUCUACAAGACCAAGGUUCUCACUCUGGCCGACAAUGACUCCCGCCGCAACAAGUCCAAGCGCGAGGUCACCAAGCUGUUCGGAUUUGCACCCGGCGACGAGGUCAAGGACCAGGUACGCACCGUUAUUGACGAGGAUGGAAUGCCGCACAUUGGUGCUCGCGUCAAGGAGGGUGACAAGAUCGCCGCUUGGCACAACGUCCGCUUCGAUCCUGCCUCCGACUCGUACGUCAACGUCGACGGCAUCACCCACUACAUGAAGUACAAGGAUUCCGAAGAAGGCUAUAUCGAGAGCAUCCGCAUCAUGGGUUCUGAGUCUGGCAAUGAACCUGCUCAAUCUCUCAGUGUCAAGUUCCGAAUUCCCCGAAAGCCCGUCAUCGGUGACAAGUUCUCUUCUCGUCACGGUCAGAAGGGUGUCUUGUCGCAGCUCUGGCCUGCGACCGACAUGCCUUUCUCCGAGAGUGGCAUGCAGCCCGAUCUGAUCAUCAACCCUCACGCUUUCCCCUCUCGUAUGACCAUCGCCCAGAUGAUCGAGUCCAUGGCCGGCAAAGCAGGUGCCAUGCACGGUCUUCCCCAAGACUGCACGCCCUUCCAAUUCUCCGAGGAAAACACCGCCACCGACUACUUCGGUGAGCAGCUCAAGAAGGCAGGCUACAACUACUACGGUAACGAGCCCCUGUACUCUGGUAUUACGGGUCGUGAAUUCUCCGCCGACAUCUACAUGGGUCUGGUUUACUACCAGCGUCUCCGUCACAUGGUGAACGACAAGUUCCAGGUGCGUACAACGGGUCCCGUCAACGCAUUGACCGGACAGCCCGUAAAGGGUCGUGCCAAGGGUGGUGGUAUCCGUGUCGGAGAGAUGGAGCGUGACUCCCUGAUUGCCCACGGUGCAGCAUUCCUCUUGCAAGAUCGUCUCAUGAACUGCUCCGACGCCCAGCACACCUGGAUCUGUCGCUGCUGUGGCUCGUUCUUGUCCACGCAGGUUGCGGUUUCGGGCUCUUCCCGUUCCCGCACUGCUAUCAACCCCGGUGCUGUUGCUGCUGCUGCUAAGGCUGCCCCGAACCAGCAGAGCAACAAUGCCCAUGCUUCUGGUGCGGUUGGUGCUCUGGGCGGUGUGAAUGGUAUUGUGCGUUGCCGCCGCUGUGCUCGUGAGGCUGUCUUCGAGGACUCCCGUGCUGAGGUUUGGGAGGAUGGAAAUGGACAGCGCUAUGUUGGUGGUGACGAUGUUACCAUCGUUGCUGUGCCUGGUGUCCUUCGCUACCUCGAUGUUGAGUUGGCUGCUAUGGGUAUCCGCAUGAAGUUCUGGGUGGAUAACUGA
Penicillium soppii is the source of this 3750-nucleotide messenger RNA. RefSeq names its product DNA-directed RNA polymerase I core subunit RPA135. Lineage: Eukaryota; Fungi; Ascomycota; Eurotiomycetes; Eurotiales; Aspergillaceae. The transcript is spliced from 2 exons. Bases 1 to 3750 code for a protein of 1249 amino acids. The record is from RefSeq and is a predicted model, not a curated record. Gene Ontology annotation, biological process: DNA-templated transcription. Gene Ontology annotation, cellular component: nucleus; RNA polymerase I complex. Gene Ontology annotation, molecular function: ribonucleoside binding; DNA binding; DNA-directed RNA polymerase activity.